Messenger RNA from Malassezia globosa CBS 7966, 507 nucleotides. RefSeq lists its product as uncharacterized. Gene Ontology annotation, molecular function: GTP binding; GTPase activity. NCBI's taxonomy places the organism in Eukaryota, Fungi, Basidiomycota, Malasseziomycetes, Malasseziales, Malasseziaceae. Gene Ontology annotation, cellular component: lysosomal membrane. Bases 1 to 507 code for a protein of 168 amino acids. The record is from RefSeq and is a predicted model, not a curated record. The transcript is spliced from 3 exons.
AUGGCGUCCCACUUUUCCGAGCAAAUUCCCCCCACAGUAGGAUACAAUUUGCGCCAAUUGCGCAAGGGCAGCGUAACAAUGAAACUAUGGGAUAUCGGUGGCCAGCCUCGUUUUCGGUCCAUGUGGGCACGGUAUUGUGCAGGUACAUCUGCUAUUGUUUUUUUGGUCGAUGCAAGUGUCCCUUGUCCAAGGCAGGGAGACCAAGCCGUACAGGAUGGCUCUGAAGAAGGCAGCAAAGAGCACCAGUGUCGAAGUUGUGCGUGGAAAAUUGCCAGUCAGGAACUCCAUACAUUGAUCAAGCAACCAUCUCUGCAAGAAAUUCCCGUUCUUGUGUUAGCAGCAAAAAACGAUGUACCUAAUUGCGCCACAACGUCGCAAGUCGUGGACCUAAUGAAAUUGCACGACAUCAAUGAUCGUGAAGUCUUCUGUUACAGUAUAAGCAGUCGCAACAUGCAAAACAUUGACAAGACACUGCAAUGGCUGUGCGCAAGGCAAGGUAAUAACUAA